AUGAAAUUGAGCAGUUUUUUAACUUCUGCCUUGUCGAUAUGCAGUUUUGCCGUACCGGCGCUAGCGUACAGUGAUGAUGUCAUAAUGGUCAAGUCGAUUGAGCAGUACUACGAAACGUGCAAUAGAAAUGAUUCAUACACUAUGAUUAAAUAUUACACUUCGUGGUGCCAACAUUGUAAGACAUUAGCUCCAGUGUACGAAGAACUUGGCGAGCUAUUCACCAAAAAUGCCAAUGAAGAUGACAUUCCAAUUAAUUUCCUCGAAGUCAACUGUGAAUUUUUUGGGCCAACAUUAUGCACUGACUUGCCUGGAUUCCCUAUCAUUGAAUUUAUUAAACCACGUACAAAGUCAUUAAACCUUCCUCAGAUUGACCAGUCUUCUAUGAAGUUCUAUGAAAGAUUGUGGUACAGGAUUAAGAAGUGGUUMCACGAUCCCAAAUGGCAACUGGAUCCAUCUAGGGUUGUUCGAUUUGAAGGAAGUAGGAAUCUAAAGAGUCUAACUAACUUCAUCGAUGGAGUGAGAAGUAAAGAUUCAGAGAGAAGACUGAUUGAACAAAUUUUUGAUGAUUCCAAAGAUUGCGGCGAUGAAUUACGUUCUCAACAGUCACUAUGCAAAGCCGGUAAAGAAUACUAUUCGGCAACCCUAUCUGAACUAUACGAAGAUAUGGAUGGAUUAAGAAAGGAACGAUUGAGGUUAGAAAGACUGGUCAAGCAAAAUAUGGAUGACCCAAGCGAAGACACCAAAGACAAGCUAAAAACCAUCCGCCUGCAAUUGAGCCUCUUGUCACACACAGAAGAUCAGUUGCGGUCUACAACUGAACAUGAUGAGCUUUGA
Molecule: messenger RNA, 834 nt
Organism: Saccharomyces eubayanus
Lineage: Eukaryota; Fungi; Ascomycota; Saccharomycetes; Saccharomycetales; Saccharomycetaceae
Gene: MPD2
Product: protein disulfide isomerase MPD2
Exons: 1
Coding region: 1-834 (277 amino acids)
Biological process (GO): protein folding
Cellular component (GO): endoplasmic reticulum
Molecular function (GO): protein disulfide isomerase activity
Source: RefSeq, a predicted model, not a curated record